Molecule: messenger RNA, 696 nt
Organism: Helianthus annuus (common sunflower)
Lineage: Eukaryota; Viridiplantae; Streptophyta; Magnoliopsida; Asterales; Asteraceae
Exons: 1
Coding region: 1-696 (231 amino acids)
Source: RefSeq, a predicted model, not a curated record
AUGGACUAUCUUCGGGAUCAUCUUAUGCGUCGAUUAGGUGAUGAAUUUGCCAUGAAAGAUCUCGGACCGCUUAGUCAUUUUCUUGGAGUUCAAGUUACUCGAACGGGGAAUUCUAUGUUUCUUUCUCAGCAACAAUACACUAAUGAUAUUAUUGAACGGGCAGGUAUGACUUCUUGUAACCCGGUUGCCACACCCGUUGACUGCAAUCCGAAGCUCAGUGCCACGUCUAGUCCCGAAUUUGACAAUCCAACUCAGUAUUGUAGUUUGGCAGGUGCACUUCAAUAUUUGACCUUUACUAGGCCCGACAUUAGUUAUGCAGAUCAACAGGUGUGUAUGUACAUGCACUCUCCUCGUCUUGAUCACUGGAAUGCUCUCAAACGUAUCAUCCGUUACUUAAAGGGCACUGCCUCUUUUGGGCUUACUUUGGGCUCGAUUGGUGAUUUAUCUCUUCGUGCAUACACGGAUGCAGACUGGGCCGGGUGUCCUGACAUACGUAGAUCUACAUCCGGGUACUGUGUUUAUCUUGGCUCUAAUUUAUUGUCCUGGUCUUCCAAGCGUCAAGCCGUUGUUUCUCGAUCUAAUGCUGAAGCUGAGUAUCGUGGUGUUGCCAAUGUGGUUGCUAAAUUGUCAUGGCUUCGCAAUCUCCUAUUGGAUCUUCACAAACCAAUGUGUAAGGCUAGCAUUGUUUUUUUGUGA